AUGCUCGGAUUGUGCCUUUACGUGCCCGUUCACAACUCAGACCCGAUUGAAGUCGAGUAUUUCGAGUCCAACGGCCUGCCGUCGGAGCUGAAGUCUCUCUUCAAGCUGAGCGUGUUCCUCCCGUCCCAGGAGUUCUCUACCUACCAGAAAUGGCGCAAGAAAAUUCUGAAAAGGGAGGAGAAGACCCCAGAUGGUCAACUGGACUUCGAGGAAUUUGUUCACUAUUUGCAAGAUUAUGAGAAAGAUCUGAAACUUGUAGUCAAGAGCCUUGAGAGGAAGAAUGCAGGCCGCAUUGAUGCUAAGGAGUUGAUGCAGUCUCUUCGGGACCUGGGUGUCCACAUUUCCCAGCAGCAUGCAGAGAAAGUCCUCAAGAGCAUGGAUAAGAAUGGAACAAUGACUAUCAGCUGGAACGAAUGGAGCAACUACCCCAUGGUGGACGAGACGGAGAACAUUCCUGAGAUCAUCCUGUACUGGAAACACUCCACGAUCUUUGAUGUGGGUGAGAACCUGAUGGUUCCUGAUGAGUUCACCACCGAAGAGAAGCUGACUGGCAUGUGGUGGAGGCAUCUGGUAGCAGGCGGAGGUGCUGGAGCCGUUUCCAGGACCUGCACGGCCCCUCUGGACCGACUCAAAGUCAUGAUGCAGGUUCAUGGUAGCCGGAGCAACAACAUGUGCAUCAUGAGCGGACUGACACAAAUGAUCAGAGAGGGCGGCCCGAAGUCACUGUGGCGAGGAAACGGAGUUAAUAUCAUCAAAAUUGCUCCCGAGUCGGCCCUCAAGUUCAUGGCUUAUGAGCAGAUCAAGCGUCUGAUCGGCAGCGAUAAGGAGACACUGAGCAUCCUGGAGCGGUUUGUCGCCGGCUCUAUGGCGGGAGUGAUCGCCCAGAGCACCAUCUACCCCAUGGAGGUCCUGAAAACGCGUCUUGCUUUGAGAAAGACGGGCCAGUACUCUGGUAUCUCAGACUGUGCGAAGCAGAUUUUCAGGAGGGAAGGAGUUGCGGCGUUUUACAAAGGCUACGUCCCCAACAUGCUGGGCAUCAUCCCGUAUGCCGGCAUCGACCUGGCAGUGUACGAGACACUGAAGAACAGCUGGCUGCAGCAGUACGGCACCAACAGCACCGACCCCGGCGUGUUUGUGCUGCUGGCCUGCGGCACUGUGUCCAGCACCUGCGGUCAGCUGGCCAGCUACCCCCUGGCCCUGGUUCGCACCCGCAUGCAGGCACAAGCCACAGUGGAAGGCGCCCAGCAAGUCACCAUGACAGGGCUGUUCAAGCAGAUCCUGCAGACCGAGGGCCCGACGGGGCUCUACAGGGGCCUGGCACCCAACUUCCUGAAGGUCAUUCCUGCCGUCAGCAUUAGCUACGUGGUGUACGAACACCUGAAGUCAUCGCUGGGGGUGACCUCACGAUGAAGACACUGUUGCUGCCCGUGUGGGUUUGACUUUUUCGAAGGUUGAAACGUGACUCCUAGUGCUCCCGACCCCUGUACAUCGCCCACCCCCACCCCAGGGCGCAGGCUGGAGAAUCCCAGGGACCCCCUGUGGGCCUCAGGAGGUUCGUUAGAGCCAUCUCAUUCUGUGAAUGUCAGCUGACGACACAUGAGAAGGGACACUAAACAUGAAAGGCCGAGGUGGAGAAUAUCGACUCUGUGAGCUCAAGUUGAGGGAAAAAAGGGUGUUCUGUCUGUACCGCAAUUGCUGCUAUUUAUGUUUUUAAAGAAAUGUCUGAGAGUUUAAAAAAAAAGAGCUAAGAAACAGGAGGAAUGUGAGUGACUGCUAAGUUGAGGACCAAAGGUUGUUUUGCCCCUUCCUGCCAUUUUGUGUUUUAGUGCCUGAAGCAAAUAUUGUUUGUUCUUCACGUUGGCGUCACCUUGUGAAGCUUGAUGAGUCGGCGUCAGUCAAACAUGCACCAGUGCCCUUUAAUUAGCUACUAAACAACUCAGUACUUUCUUUUAUGUGGCAAGUCUGCUGGCCACAAAGAAUUGUCCUUAAAUGACAAAAGGUUUGCACAAAUUAACGAUCACUCUCCACCCCGUCCUGAAUGAACGAUGGUUCAUUAUCUGAAUGACUGCCUGCAGUAUUUAUUAUCCUGUAUUUAUUAUUUUAUUGUCUAGAUCUGUGUCACACAGCUGUCAUGCACCUUGCGGCGGAGCCAAGUGUGUGAGAGUGCACCUGUGUUAAUGUGUGUCAUUGCGUUCAGGAUGGGUAACUUAACACCAGUUCGAUCCUGCUGAAUAUUUAUUUGGCUGCGGCUGGUCAGUCUGACCCAGCCGGCAAUUAGAGAUCCAGUUGUGUUCUUUAAAUGUUGCUGGCUGGUGCGUUUUGGAUCCAUGAGUCCCUGGGGCUCUUACUCAUAUUGUUGAAGCUACUUAAAAUAAUACCUAGAUAUAUUUUUCAAAACCAGCUCUAGAUCAUGUCUGAACUAAUGCAAGUAGGUGCUUUUGCCCACAAAGUGUCUAAAAUAUCGAUCUCAGGUUGUAAGGGCAAAUCUUAGUUGUUAAUUCACACAUGGUGUUUUUUGUUUUUUGUUUUUCUUUUUGGUGAACAUGUACUUAAACUUAAAGAAACAAAAUAUAAGCAUUAUUAUGCACUUUAAUCACUGGAAAGGCCUGUGAAUGUCUGAUAUCAACAGAGGUGUGAUGAGGAUUUAAUUCUUUUGUAAAGAAUGAUUUUAGUUUGUUUUUAAUGGACCAUAUUGAUGCAAAUAAAUGCAAAUUCUUGUAGAA
Molecule: messenger RNA, 2723 nt
Organism: Myripristis murdjan (pinecone soldierfish)
Lineage: Eukaryota; Metazoa; Chordata; Actinopteri; Holocentriformes; Holocentridae
Gene: slc25a25a
Product: solute carrier family 25 member 25a
Exons: 10
Coding region: 1-1410 (469 amino acids)
Biological process (GO): transmembrane transport
Cellular component (GO): mitochondrial inner membrane
Molecular function (GO): calcium ion binding
Source: RefSeq, a predicted model, not a curated record